AUGGCUUUAGCAAGAGGUUUCAUGGCUGCAAAGAAGAUUCUUGGUAGCUCUGUAGCAGGAACGAGGAGAGAAACAUCAGCACCAAAAGGGUUUCUUGCGGUGUACGUCGGAGAGAGCCAGAAGAAGAAGCAGAGAUACAUUGUGCCAGUCUCUUACUUGAACCAGCCUUUGUUUCAAGCUCUUUUAAGUAAAGCCGAAGAAGAAUUCGGUUUUCAUCAUCCUAUGGGCGGCUUGACGAUCCCUUGUCCUGAAGAUACUUUCCUCACUGUUACUUCUCGGAUCCAAGGAUGA
Microthlaspi erraticum is the source of this 291-nucleotide messenger RNA. The record is from the annotation of a GenBank genome assembly. NCBI's taxonomy places the organism in Eukaryota, Viridiplantae, Streptophyta, Magnoliopsida, Brassicales, Brassicaceae.